Didymodactylos carnosus is the source of this 1341-nucleotide messenger RNA. Lineage: Eukaryota; Metazoa; Rotifera; Eurotatoria; Philodinida; Philodinidae. The record is from the annotation of a GenBank genome assembly.
AUGUCUGAAGAUCCAAGAGCUAGUACGGCAGUAUCUGGUGUGGGUGGUGAUCUACCUGAUGAGAGUCCUGGGGCUAAUUUUCAAGUAUUUGUUGAUAUGCAAAAUUUGUAUAAUAAAUUGAAAUUGUUAAAUUAUGAUGAUGAAUAUGUAUUAAAAUGGAGAAUGAAACCUAUAUCAAAAAUUCAUUUCGCCAUACAAACAAAUGCCGGCGAUCAAUUACACUCGUUUAUAGCUCUUGCAUCAUGGUUAUUUCAAAAAGCUGGAUUCAAAUAUGACAAACCAAGUGAAGAUGAUGAUCAAAGUGUACUAUUACAAAACAUUAUUGGACAAUUUAGAAAAAUGGGCUAUGAAAUUAGCUUUGGUGCAAAUAAAUUACGUUCGGGCAGUGGUGAAUCAGUUAUUUAUAUUUUGAAUAGACUGGCGGACGAAGCAAUGAAAAAAGCAAAUUUCACAUGGAGACAGCCAGAAAAACCAGAAGAAUUACCCGAUGAUGAUCAACCAAAAGACGAAGAAAAUGAAAUUGAUGUGAACAAAAUUGAUGAGGAAAUGUUUAAUAAAGAUGCUGAUAAUGAUGAAUAUGAAGAAGAUGAACCAGUUUUAAAUAUGGAAGCAUUGACAAAACUUGGAUUAAGAUCAGGAGUUGAACCUGAAGUUCGUCCCGAGUUAAUAAUGGAAUCGACAACAGAUGCAACAGAAUGGAAGCUAGAAGUCGAAAGAGUAUUACCACAAUUAAAAGUCACAUUUAAAGCAGAAAAUAAAGUAUUGACAAACAUAGAUUUUAUUCUAAAUCUAUGUGAUUAUUGUCAAUACUUUAUCUUUAAUUUUGAGGAUUGGCGAGCUCGUCAAGAACAACGUCUGCAACAUAAAAAUCAAAUUCAAACUUCUCUCAAAGAUGCUGAACUCAUGUUAACUCGUUUCCAUUCGGACAUUACGAAAUCUUUAGAAAAAAUCAUUACUCGUGAACAGUAUAUUAAUACAAAUAUGCAAGAAUAUUUUCAAGAUUUUCAUCAUCAACAAGAUAUUCUAACACAAGCGAAAUUACACUAUAGACAAUGUUCAAGUGGUAUUACUGAAAAAUCACAAGAAUUACAAAAUUUGAUGUCGGAUUUAAGUCGAAUUCGUGAAGAGAUGGAAGAAACUGGACAGAACGUAACUGAUGGAGGUCCGUUGGUAAAAAUUAAGAAAGCUAUCGAAGAUAUAAAUAAAGAUAUUGUUCGUGUUGAUGUUAGAAUAGCUGUUUUAGAACAUACACUAAUGCAAUCAAAAGUGAGAGAAAAAGAAGAAUACAAUGACGAGAAACAAGAUAACCUAUUAAAUGCACCUGAUUUUGAAACAAUAUAG